UACAAGGCAGGCAGCUAAAGCCUGCUGCCCUUGCGUGUUGCUUUUGUCUUUAACUACACUUUUAAAGUUUUAACACUUAGCAUGUAGCGUUCCACUAUCCGCUAAAUUAUUCGACUACCUCGGCUGCGUAUUUGUAUUAAAAAUAGGCGUUUUCGUGCGGCAGAUCGAUAUCCACUGUGCAGGAUGAAGUAUCCCCCCUGGCCUAAAGGAAAGAAGCUGGUUCACCUGGAUUUAAAAGGUGCCCCUCCACGAGUUGAAUACCUGCACAGGCUGAUCGAGCUCUUCUCUCAGCUGGGUGUGGACGGCCUGCUGGUGGAGUAUGAGGAUGUGUUUCCUUAUGAGGGGGAGCUGAAGCUGCUGCAGGCGACAGCACACCCGGCUUACAGCCGAGAGGAAGUGUUGUCUAUGCAGGAGUUUGCCAGAUCUAAGGGCAUGGAGGUGAUUCCACUCGUGCAGACAUUUGGUCACAUGGAGUUUGUGCUGAAGCAUCGGCCCAUGUGGCACCUGAGAGAGGUGACGCACUGCGUGGGCACCCUGAAUCCCCACAGAGAGGAGGGGCUGAAGCUGGUGAUGGAGAUGCUGAGGCAGGUGGUGGAACUGCAUCCUGGUCUAAACACGCUGCACAUUGGAGCAGAUGAGGUGUACAUGCUCGGUGAGGGUGAGGAAUCCAAGCUUUGGCUGACUCCUCCUGGACAUACAGUGGAGCAGCUUUUCCUGAGUCAUGUGACUAAGGUGGCCAAGGCUAUCAAGGAGGCGUGGCCUCACAUGACCGUCAUAAUGUGGGAUGAUAUGAUGAGGGGCAUGAGCCAGGACACACUGAAAGCCAGUGGUCUAGUAGGACUCGUCCAGCCCAUGCUGUGGGACUACACUCCUGACCUGGAUGUGGACAAAACUGUGUCUCUGCUGGAGAAGUACUGCAGCGCCGGUAUGACGGAUGUGUGGGCAGCCAGCUCCUUUAAAGGCUCCACCAGUGUUUACACCUGUGUGACCAGCACACAGAGACACGUGGACAAUCAUUUGCAGUGGCUGAAGGUGGCUGCAUCUCUGUCUGCUGGUGUGAACUUGAAGGGGAUCGCCAUCACGGGCUGGCAGAGGUAUGACCAUCUGUCAGUGCUGUGUGAGCUGAUGCCUGUGGCUGUCCCGUCACUAGCAUCCUGUCUGCAGACUCUCCUCCACGGUCAGUUCAGUGCCCAAGCUCAGAGCAAAGUCACUGAGACGCUGGGGAUUUCUGCAGUGGAUGUGGAAGCCAUGGAGAGGACAUGUGCAGCCGACUCGUUGUUUCCAGGAAGGAGGCUGGCGGAGCUGAUCGUUGAGAUCAAUUCACUCCUCAACUCGGAGGAUAUACGAUUUUUUGAAAGCAACAUGUUUGUAAGAGGAUGGUUCAGCCCGUACCACCGACAGAGGAAGAUGGUAACUCCGCUCAUCACCAUGCAGAUUCACAGCCAAGCAGCAACGUACUUGGUGAUGUUACAACAGAAGGUGGAGGCAGUGAGGGAGGAGAUGGUGCAUCUUUUCCCAGAGUCGACGGCACAGGAGUGGAUAGAGGAACAUGUGAGCCCUGUGAUGUCUCCUCUGCAGAGGAUAACAGAUGAUAUCGGAGCCUGUGUGAAGGAGAUGGUGCCUUAGAGAGAUCUUCCACUUUGGCAUUAAACUGCUUUUUUGAUGAAUUCAGAUACUAGUCUCCUAAUUUUAGCACUAACACUAACAAGAGUUAUUUUAUAUGUGAUUCUCCACUUAUUGGUGUGCAUGUGAAGCAACGAGAGAAAGCAAUGUAGUUUCAAUACAAAAAGAGCUUUAUAUAAGAUUUGCAAAUGUACGAAAAUAAACAGGUACAAUAAAAUCAACCAUCAGUUAA
This is a messenger RNA of Stegastes partitus (bicolor damselfish), 1855 nucleotides long. RefSeq names its product hexosaminidase d (gene hexd). Gene Ontology annotation, molecular function: hexosaminidase activity. Gene Ontology annotation, biological process: carbohydrate metabolic process. The record is from RefSeq and is a predicted model, not a curated record. Bases 184 to 1626 code for a protein of 480 amino acids. Lineage: Eukaryota; Metazoa; Chordata; Actinopteri; Pomacentridae. The transcript has 12 exons.